UUGAAAUACGCGCCUAGCGCAAAACAUGUGCGCGCUAUUGGAAGAUAUGUGCUUUGAAAAAAUAUAUGGAGUAUUGUAGUUUAUCAUAAAUUUUAAUUGUAAUAUUAUGAUCCGAAUACGACUCUGUUGGAUUUUUUUAGAACUGUGAAAAUAAUUUAUUUUGUGUUUUAAACGCCAUAAAUGAAGAUGUAUAAAUGCCAACAAGUUUACGACGCUUACUUCCGGGAGCAUCAAAACAAUAACACGCAUGCGUUGAAAGGAUUAAAGAAAAUGGCGGAUAGGCCGUCAAAAAAUACGGGAUCGGGUGUAAAACCCGUUCCCAUGAAAUUAUUUGCAACCUGGGAGGUGGAAAAAAGCUCCCCAAGCUGCAUCCCCAGGUUGUGCAGUUUAACAUUAAAUCGAUUGGUUGUGAAUAAAUCUUUAGAGAAUGAUCUCACCUCGGUCAUCAUAGCUGUUAAAAUGCAGAAUUCCAAGAGAGUGUUACGAUCGAAUGAAAUAAUCGUACCUCCAGGUGGAUCACUCGAUACAGAAUUAGACUUGUCAUUCUCCUUACAGUAUCCACAUUUUUUCAAGCGAGACGUCAACAAAUUACAGAUUAUGUUACAGCGACGUAAAAAGUAUAAAAACAGAACAAUAUUGGGAUUUAAAACUUUGGCCUUGGGACAGGUGAACAUGUCACAGGUGUUACAAAGAUGUGUUGAUCGAGAACUAAAGUUAUACAGUGAUCAUAAAGAACGAACGAAUGUUGUCGCUCGUAUUUCAGUUUUAAUGUUAACCAGUCAGCCUGUGGAUCACGAUGAAAAUGGACAUAGAAAACAGAACUCAUCAGAUGUCGAUCGUUCACCUGAUGUUGAUAAUGAUACUGAUGAAGAUGAGGUGCAUGAUUUUAACGACCCAGAAUCCUCUUCUAAUGACGAUCUUAGUGAUGGAGAGUUGGAAGAACAUUCUCGGCGUCGACCACGUAAAGUCAGCCGUGGUAAAAUAAGACCAGUCACAUCACGGCAAAGAAAUUUAAAGCAGCGAUUUAUAGCUCUGUGGAAGAGGUUUAAAGUAUCUGAGGAUGCGUUAGAUUCUGAAGCUGAUCACGAUUUAAUAGAUCCUGAUAAUCCUGCUGGUGAUAUCGAUGAUUUGUUAUUCGAUGAACUGGAUGAUCUUAGUGAUAGUGGACCAGAACUUGAUACUAUGAGCGUCAUGUCCACACCGAAACCCCGUCUCAGACCCUUUUUCUCUGGUAGAAGUAGUAGUAGCCAUGAUAGAGAGGUUCCUACGAAAAUACAAGAAUCAGGGAAACAAUCUGAAGAAUGUUUAAUGAAAAGAACCGAUUCCGAUAUGAAUGCUAGUACCAUGGCGUCGGCUAUGUUAGAUGUUCUUGAGCAUGAAGCAGAACAUUCCGAUUCCACUAACACAAUGAGCGAGUCGUCACCUAGGCCUCGAUCACCGCUGAUUAAAUCACGCCAUUUUGUCAGAGAGCGUUCCACAUCAUACAGAGAGACAAAACUCAAACCGGUUUACUCGCUGACAGAUCGAAGACAUAGUGCCGGAGGCAUGGAAGACAUGUCUUUGUUCCACAGAAUGUAUCUCAAGAGUUAUAUGGUUCCUCCACGUAAAGUAUUAUUAGAUCAGUUAAGUAAUGUAUUAGAUACAGGGGAUGAUAAAGUACCAGAAAGUUUGAUUCUAGUCAAUACAGCAGAAUGGCAGGGACAGUUAUUAGUACAGAAAUUACAAGAAAAACAGAUGAGGCUAAUUUGUACUUGUUCAAAUGCAGAUGUAAAGGCAGCCAUUACUUUCCUGGUCGCUAAGAUACAGAAAUAUUGUAAUAGUAACAGUAAGACACCUGGCCCUAUAAAACUAGGUGUAGCAGGGAGUGAUGGUUAUAUUAAUUCAGUCAUGAGACCAUAUGUUGAACAAUUCUCUACUAAGUCACCUGAUUGGCAGGCAUACACCAGAUUUCUAGUCAUUCCAUUAGGUGUCAGUUCUAUUGGGCGUCAUAUAGCUAACAUAGAUCCAACCUACUCAUCUUUAUUUAUGGAUUGUUUAUGGAAAGAUACAUUUGAACGCACAGAUUCUACGAAAUUAGAUGCUUCUGAGAUAAUAAAUCGUGUGAGUAAAUAUGUAACGGGAGCAACACAUCUACAUCAGAUACCAAUAGCAGAAGCUAUGGUCAUGUGCAAAGGAAAGAGCUCUGAUGAAGCUAAGCAAAUAUUUAUACCAUUUGUUAGUGAGGUAAAGAUCGGUACAACAGAAGUCUUUAACAUGUCAGUAGAUAUGGAAGAGGGUUGGUUGUUGAUAGCGUAG
Patella vulgata (common limpet) is the source of this 2295-nucleotide messenger RNA. Its product is annotated as phosphofurin acidic cluster sorting protein 2. The record is from RefSeq and is a predicted model, not a curated record. The coding region runs from base 181 to 2295 and encodes 704 amino acids. The transcript is spliced from 22 exons. NCBI's taxonomy places the organism in Eukaryota, Metazoa, Mollusca, Gastropoda, Patellidae. Gene Ontology annotation, biological process: protein localization to plasma membrane.